Tachysurus fulvidraco (yellow catfish) is the source of this 5650-nucleotide messenger RNA. It is a transcript of the gene c4, whose product is annotated as complement component 4. The transcript is spliced from 41 exons. Gene Ontology annotation, cellular component: extracellular region. Lineage: Eukaryota; Metazoa; Chordata; Actinopteri; Siluriformes; Bagridae. Bases 103 to 5157 code for a protein of 1684 amino acids. The record is from RefSeq and is a predicted model, not a curated record. Gene Ontology annotation, molecular function: endopeptidase inhibitor activity; protein binding. Gene Ontology annotation, biological process: complement activation.
ACUCGUUUGGUUAAAGCAGUGGGGAGUUCAUAAAAGACAGCUCGCUCGGUAAGGAUUAUGGUGUAAAGACUGAAGAUCAUAACUUUGCACCACAAAGACAGAAUGAUCUUCCUUCUACUUUUUGUGGCCUUUGUUCAUCUUGCAGUGGAGGCACAGAAACCAAAAUGUCUCAUCACUGCCCCGAGUAUAAUUCAUAUAGGAGUGGAGGAGACAGUGAGUGUGCAACUGCAUGGAGCCACUAAAAGUGUCAGUUUAACUCUGUCUUUCAAAGAACACAAAGGAAAAAUCGCAGUGAUAAGUGAUCGAAAAACCGUGACCUUAAAUGAGGAAAAUCAAUAUCAAGCAGUGGUGACACUUAAGGUUGAUCCAGUUCAUUUGCACCAUUUCAAAAAUCAGAAAGAGCCAUAUGUCACGCUUGUUGCUGAGAGCAGUGAUUUGUUUGAAGAACCAAAAAUGGCCCAUAUUCUUUUGUCAACCAGAAGGGGUUAUAUUUUCAUCCAAACUGACAAGACCAUCUAUAAUCCAGGAGAAACUGUAAACUACAGACUCUUUACUCUAGAUAACUACUUGCUUCCUAUAAGCAAUGUAAUGAACGUUCAGAUAUUUAACUCCAAAGACCUGCUGGUGUCCAAUAAUAUUCUGGACAGUUCUGAAAUCCUGCAGAAGACUUUCAAAGUUCCAGAUGUGGGAUUAGCAGGCCAAUGGAAAAUCAGAGCCUUCUUUCAUAAUUAUCCAAAGUCUGACACAUCAGUAGAGUUUGAGGUUCGAGAGUAUGUUCUGCCCUCGUUUGAGGUCAAGAUCCAGGCAGCAAUACAUUACCUCUCUCUAAACAAUGACCUUUUUCAGUUCAGUAUCUUAGCCAGAUACACCUAUGGGAAGAGCGUUAAUGGGGUGGCGUAUGUGCGCUUUGGGCUGAUUGACAGUAAAGGAGAGAAAACUUAUCUUCCUAGCACAGAAAAACAGAUUACAGUUGAUAAUGGCCAUGCAGAUGUCAUAAUCCUCACUAAUGAGUUAAAGGCUGCAGCAGCCAAUCAGGGCCAAGAGCACAUAGCAGACAUGUACCUGUAUAUCGCUGUUACUGUUCUGGAAAAAGCAAGUGGAGAUCUAGAGGAAGCAGAGAGCUCCUCGGUGAAGAUAGUGACCUCUCCGUAUGUCAUUGAUUUGUCAAGGACAAAGAACUAUUUCACUCCUGGGGGCAUUUUCUCUAUUCUGGGCACCACCAGCUUUCCAGACGGCACCAGAGUCCCUCGUUUGAAAAUAAAGGCGGAUGUGACUAUAGAUGGAGCGUCUCAGUUUAUGGAGAGCACUGGAGAUGAUAGCGGAAACAUAUUAAUUACACUCCAAGUCCCAAAGCAGGCUAAGCAAAUCUUUAUAACGGUACAAGCACAGGGAGAUGAUGAGCAAGGAAUAAUCAGUGAUGCGAAGAUAACGUCCAGAGCAAUCGACGGUGAAGAUGGCAGCUAUCUGAGCGUGGAGGUGCAGCAUCAGAUCCUCAACCCCGGCCAAAACCUGCAAGUCACGUUCAGGGACAUCACAAGUGCUACAAGACCAUCACAUAUCUACUACCUGGUUGUGAGUAAGGGCAGAGUGCUGAAGGCAGGCAGAGUACAGAGGACCGAUCUGACCUUCAUAAACCUACCGUUCUCUGUGGAUAUGGUGCCCGCCUUUCGCCUGGUGGCCUACUAUUACACACAAGAUGGCAAGAUAGUGGCUGACUCCGUGUGGGUCGAUGUGAAAGAUGUGUGCAAAGGACAGGUAGAAAUUGUUCCUAUCAGUGACAAGAAACCUGGAGAUGAUUUUAAAGUGUCAAUUAGAACUGAUUCAGACAGCAAGGUGGCGCUGAGUGCGGUGGAUUCAGCUGUGUACAUCCUCAAUAAAAAGGGCAAACUGAGUCCUCAAAAGAUGUUCGAGUACAUGAACUCGUAUGAUCUGGCCUGCUCUGUGGGUGGAGGAGAAAAUUCUAAGUCAGUCCUGGAAUCUGCAGGACUCACGUUCAUCUGUAACUGUCUCACAAAAAACAGUGUAACUAAAGAUCAUAAAUGCUAUGAAGACAGCCACAGACACAAGAGAGACCUCAACGCACUGGUUAACAGUUACAAGAAGCAAGAAGACAGGAAGUGCUGUGAUGAUGGAAGGAAGAAAGGACUGUCGUCAAUGCCAUGUGACUCCAGGCAGAAAUACACAGCGCAUCAGCCACAGAGCUGCCGAGAUGCUUUCAAAAAGUGCUGUGAGGCUGCAACAAAAAAGAGGAGGAAGGACAAACUGAUGAGAAUGAAAGGCAACUUAGGAAGAACUAUCAGCAGUGGAACAGCAGAGGAUGAUUUUGAUGAAGUCUCAGUUUACCUCCGCAGUUUCUUUCCUCAUUCAUGGAUGUGGGAUAUUGUACAAGCAGACGCGUCAGGCAACAUCAGCCAUUCUGCAGUGGCUCCCGACUCCAUCACCACAUGGGAGGUUCAAGCUGUGGCUAUUUCUCCAACAAAAGGAUUUUGCAUAGCAGAUCCACAGCCACUGAAGGUCUUCCAGGACUUUUUCAUAUCCCUUAAACUGCCAUAUUCGGCAAAGAGGAACGAGCAGCUCGAGCUGAAAGCCGUCGUGUUCAACUACAAGCAGCAGAGUUUACAGGUCACAGUAAAGAUGGAGCAGGUGGCGGGGCUGUGCAGUGCAGGGGCAGGAGAUGUGGUGCAGAAGGUCACAGUGGAGCCCCAGUCCGCCACGGCCGUGUAUUUCGCUGUGGUGCCUCUGAUCAUCGACAACAUCCCUAUCAGCAUUCUGGCUUACGCCUCACAUGGCAUCCAUGAUAAGAUACAGAAAGAACUAAGAGUGGUGGGAGAGGGUGAGCUAGUCUCCAUAGAAAAUGAAUACAACAUCGACGCAAAGACUACAAGUAAAAUGGAAUUUGACAUUCCAGCCCCUGAGGACGAAGUCCCGGGCCAGGAAUCAGGCACACAAAUGAGUUUUAAAGGUGGAGUGAUGGGUGAAUCAGUAGAUAACUGUCUAAACCUGGAUGGAGUGAACGAGUUGAUCAAGCUGCCGACCGGCUGUGCGGAACAGACCAUGGUGAAGAUGUCUCCUGCCAUUCACGCCAUGAGCUAUUUGGAUGCCACCAACCAGUGGCUCUCUCUGAAAGCAGAGCGCCGAGAGGAGGCUCGAAACAUGAUCGAAGCUGGAUACAGCCGAGUCCUCACAUUCAAGAAGGAUGAUGGAUCCUAUGGAGCUUUUCUGAAAACACCCAGCAGCAUUUGGCUGACUGCCUUUAUUGCUAAAGAGUUGUCAAGAUCUCGGGACAUUAUUGACGUUAGAGAUUCAUACAUACAGGAAGCCAUAUCCUAUCUCAUAUCCAAACAGAAAGCCGACGGCGCAUGGGAUGACCCGAAUCCUCUCUAUGACAGAGGAAUGAAGGGUGGAGUCGGACAAUCUGCGAACGAUGUGCCUUUGACUGCAUACGUCCUCAUAUCCCUGAAUUACGCUCUACCUGUGUAUGAAUUGGGAACCGACACGGAACUGAGAGUGGCAAUUAGGAAAGCAAAGUCUUAUCUUCUUGCAAAUUUCGACGCACAACAAAACCUCUACACCGUCGCCAUUUCGGCGUACGCUCUGUCUCUGGAUGAUCAACAAAGCGCAGAUGCAGUGCGAGCUCACAGGAAGCUGAUGGAGAUGGCCUCGUGCGAAAAAAAGCGCUGCUUCUGGGACGUCAACGGAAAAGUAGGAGGUUUGGAGAAGAAAGCUGAUGCCAUUUCAAUAGAAGCCACAGCGUACGGUUUGCUACAGGCAGUGAUCAUGAAGGACAAACAGAAAGCUCAGAACAUCGCCACCUGGCUCACUGAACAGCGCAAAUAUGGCGGAGGAUUCCAGUCCACACAGGAUACAGUCGUAGCCCUUGAGGCUCUGACGGAGUUUAGCAUACAGAACAACGACGUGAAUGACCUGGACCUGAGAGUGGAAAUAUGUGUGAACAACAAAGACACGAAGAGACUGCAUUUAAACAAGCAGACUGCACUGACCCAAACGGCGAUCGACUUCCAAGAAGUGGGCAAAGCAACCCUACAUGUACAAGGACGAGGAACAGGAACGUUAUCGAUUAGGCAGACAUAUAGAUCUCUGAAAAAGGAUGAGUCAUUCUGUGAUCUCUUCGGUCUCAGUGUUAAAGUGGAAGGGGAACUCGACAUCCUGUCCAAAGAAAACGAAGAUAGUCUGGACGAUUACUAUAAUUAUGAAUACGAUUUGGAGAGAGACGAACCCGCCAGCAGACAGGACUGGUUUGAUCUGCGUACUCGCAGGAAGAGACAAGCUCCAGAGGAACUGAAGAAAGAAAACACACUCUUUUAUACGGUGUGUGUGAGCAAGAAACAGGGAAAUUCCACUGGUAUGGUCCUGGUGGACAUCUCACUCCUGACUGGACUCACACCAAACAUCCAAGAUCUGGAAGAUAACGUAAAGGGCACAGAGAAAUACAUCGACCAUUAUGAUUUUUACAACAACAAAGUCUUCCUCUACUUUGAUAAGAUCACCGAAGAGGAGACGUGUGUUCGGUUCCGUGCAGAGCAGAUCAUUCCUGUCGGACUCGUCCAGCCCGCAGCGGCGGUCAUCUAUGAUUAUUACAGUCCAGAUAGAAAGUGUUCGGUGUUCUAUUCGGCCCCGAAGGACAGUCCCAUGCUCACUAAGCUGUGUGAGGCAGAUGUGUGCACGUGUGCUGAGGGUGGCUGUCCAAGGCUGAAAGUCACCUUCAGUAAGAACAUGGAGGCGAACACAAGGACUGAGUAUGCUUGUUUUCUGCCCUCCGUUGAUUAUGUUUACACAGUCAAGAUCCUCAGCUUCAGCAGCGACGGUGUGUUUAUAUCUUAUAAAACAUCAAUCACUCAAGUCCUUCGGACAGGUAAAGACUUAACUAUCCAGAAAGAUGAUGUGCGAGAAAUGCUCCAGCGUUUAUCGUGUAAUGAGAUGGAGCUGAAAGACAAGGCAGAAUAUCUGAUUAUGGGGCAGGAUGACAGUCUGUUUGUGGGAAACCAAGAGAAUCGCUUUAGGUACGUUCUGGAUAAUAAGAUGUGGAUCGAGCAGAUUCCUCCAGCCACGAAGUGCAAGGCGACCAAAAGCAGGAGAGCUUGUCAGCUUCUUGAAUCCUUCAUAGAGUCACAUGCUCAAAAGAAGUGUGCGAUUUAGCGUACACGAGACGGCGAAGAGACGAGAGCUGACACAGAUAUAUGAAAGCCAUGACACAUAGCUCAGUAAAUUGUGUGCUUUUAUUUUCAGUGCAUAUGACCAAGUAAAAUUAGGGUUUGUGGACCAGCGGCGUUGGAAGUGCAGCAGAAAGUCGUGUUGCAGAUAAGCAUGAGCUUUACUUCUCUUAAAAAAAAAAAUAAUCAUGGAAUGAACAGGAAUGAAAUGUUUGUCCUUGUCUUUAAUAACCUAACGAUCAUUGUGCUUUGAACAUAAUGAUGUUUGGCUCAGUGAUCGAUUAUUUUCAAUAGUUCUUUAACCACUCUGCUUUGACUGAUGCAUAAAAGUCGUCGGAUUGACGUUAACCAGAAUAUAUCUGAGGAAUGGUUUCCUGUUAAUACGCAGCGCAGGAACAGUUUAGAGUUGAAACUGAACACUGACUUUACUGCAAUAUAACAGAUCACAAAUAAAGGAUUACAAAAAAAUUUUUAAAAAA